Messenger RNA from Sporothrix schenckii 1099-18, 2190 nucleotides. RefSeq lists its product as uncharacterized. Lineage: Eukaryota; Fungi; Ascomycota; Sordariomycetes; Ophiostomatales; Ophiostomataceae. Gene Ontology annotation, biological process: regulation of DNA-templated transcription. The transcript has 2 exons. The coding region runs from base 1 to 2190 and encodes 729 amino acids. Gene Ontology annotation, cellular component: nucleus. The record is from RefSeq and is a predicted model, not a curated record. Gene Ontology annotation, molecular function: transcription cis-regulatory region binding; zinc ion binding; DNA-binding transcription factor activity, RNA polymerase II-specific.
AUGGCCGGCGGCAGGUCGGUAGAGGCGGCGUCCCGCGGGCCCAGCCAUUCGGCGCCCUACGGCCAGGCAUGCCUGCACUGCUUCAAGGCCAAGUGCCGCUGCGUGUCUCGGCCCGACGGCGACGGCUGUGAGCGAUGCCACCGCCUGCAAAAGACGUGCCACUCGUCCGAGGCCAUCCGCAAGCGCAGCCGGCCGAAAGCAUCGGCCGCCGGGGCGACGGCGGGAGUACUGCGGUCUGCGGACGCCACCGAGGAGCGCGUCGCCACCAUCGAGGAGAAGCUGGACGGCAUCAUGACGAUGCUGCAGGCGGUGACACAGGCGCCGGCCAAGGCGGCGGCGGCGGCGCUGCGGGACGUCUUUGGCGGGCGGAUGGACGAGCACCUACGGGGUGUGUUGCACGACGGCGACAGCGACGGGACGCAGAUGGAGCAGCAGCCGCUGCCGCUGCCACCGCCCAUUGGCCAACGGCCACAGACGCAGAGUCCGCGUCAAUCAGAUACACCGACCUCUCUGUCGACCAGCCCGGCCACUGUCGAGGGCGCCCCAGGAGCCGGCGCUGCCGCAUUGGCACGCAUACCGUCGCCCGUACUCUAUGAAUCGCUGUCCCAGGAGGCACGCGACCACGCCUGGUCGGUCUUCCGGUCGACCUACCUGCCGUAUUGCCCGUUUCUGUGGUUCCCGCCCGAGACGACGUCCGCCCAGCUGCAGCGCCAUCGGCCCUUUCUCCUCCGCUGCAUCGUCGCGUCGACCACGACGCUUGUGCGCGACAAGGCGGCCCAGGGCCGCGCCAUCAAGGAGCAGCUGGCGCGCGAGAUGCUCGUCGACAACCGGUCGAACAUGGAUCUGCUGCUGGGCCUGCUGGUGUUCAUUGCCUGGGGCUCGGAUCCCAUGGUCAGCCGCAGCGGCACGCUGUCGCGGCUGGUGAUGCUGGCGCUCUCUUUGGUCUGCGACAUGCGCCUCCACAAGCCGCUGCCGGCCGACCAGCACAUGGUGACGACGUACACAGGCGACGACCCAAAGUGCGACGAGAAGGGAUACGAGAGGGUGCCUGCAGCUGCCGGCGUUGCCGCAGGCGUUGCAGACGUUGCAGACGUUACAGACACUGACGGCAUCCAUCUCUCCGACAGCGAGGAGACACUUGCGAAGCAGCGGGCCGUGUUGGGCUGCUUCCUCAUUGCGUCGUCAACCUCCAUUUACUUUGCACAGAUUGACGGCAUGCGCUGGACGCCGCAGAUGGCCGGCUGCCUGCGCGCCGUCGAGGCACACACGGCUUGUCCCGGCGACGUCGUGCUGGCCUACCAGGUCCGUCUGCAGCAAAUCGUGCAGCGGGCCGUCCACGCGCGCGAGCACGAGGCCGCCCUGCCGCUCUACAUCACCGACGCCUUCCGGACGCAGCUCCACGAGCUCACGGCCGCGCGGCCGCAGUUUCCGCCCGCCAUGGCCAUGGACAUUGCCAGUGGCCAGCAACACCAGGACGCGCCGUCUCCUGUCCAGCUGUGGACCGCCGUCUCGGCCGCCCACGAGCAGUAUGUCGAGCUCAGCCUCAGCGAGAUGACCUUUUCCGCCGCCGACAGCCCCAGCGCGGCCGAUGCGCCCACCACCGAGGAGGGAUCCACCACAUCGACCGAGACUGACGUCGACCGCGUCCAGUGCUACUGGCGCUCCGUCCACGCCAUCCGCGCCCUCUGCGAUGCCCUGCUGGACGGCGUCCCGCCCACCGCCUUUGCCGGCGUCUCCUUUAUGGUCUGGGCCCAGCUGUUCCGCGCCGUCGUCACCCUCGUCCGCCUGUCGACGCUGCCGCCCCGGGCGCCUCGUGUCGACGUGGCCAUUGACGCCCGCGCCGUCCGCGCCACCGUCGACUUGCUCGACGUCCUGGACCGCUUUGCCGAGCGGCUCAAGAGCGCCGCCGCCGGUCUUGGCCGUGGUCUGUGGCGGGGCCCGCAGCGCCAGAUUGACGACGUUUUUGGGCGCAUGGCCCACCUGGUGCGUGUCCUCCGGGCCGCCGUGGCCACGCGGCUGGAAACGACUGCGGUGGAUGGGGAUGGGGAUGCGGAUGCGGAUGGGCACAGUCGCCUUGCAGCGAACGACACGGCCGAGCCCCCGCCAUGGCACCUUGUCGAGACGGUGAUGGGGCAGACGACGGUUGGCUGGGGCGACAUUUGGCUCGAGGGCAUGUUCCCGCGGUUCUAG